Plectropomus leopardus (leopard coralgrouper) is the source of this 1019-nucleotide messenger RNA. Lineage: Eukaryota; Metazoa; Chordata; Actinopteri; Perciformes; Serranidae. The record is from RefSeq and is a predicted model, not a curated record.
ACGAUAGUAAGCGACCUCCUAAAACUCCGACAUUUGGCGACUUCCUGUCCCAGGGCAGGACCCCGGGGCAACGAGGGGACCGGGGCAGAGGGAAGGGCCGAGGACAGAAACAGAGUUACAGCAUGCAUGACAACCGCUGGGAAGGAGAGAAAGAAGAGGAGGAAAAGACAAAGAGAGAGGAGAAGACCAAAAUGAAGGAGGAGGAAGAGAAAUCCAAACCUCCCCCAGCAGAGAAGGUGGAGGUAAAGAACGGGGAUGAAGACGAUGAUGACGAAGAAUGGGAGGAUGCCAGCGACGGAGAAGAAGACGGAGGCAGCAACUCAGAGCCCGACUCCAGAGGCGACGAGAAGAAAGACAUCGGGAAAGAGAAACCAGCCAAGGGCAAAGACAGCUCCCCAACGUCUCCUCGAUCUGGACAGUUGUCGGCAGGAAGUCCCAGAGAGCAGCGGACUCCCCGGCCGAGGGUCCACAUCCCCCCGCCCGCAGUAGUCCAGGAGUCCCCGGAGGGAGGCAAGCCCCUCAGCCCCUUCUCCCCGCUGGACAGCCAUCAGCCCGUGUCUGACUGGGGGGAGGAGAUGGAGAUGCUGUCACCCCGGAGCAGCAUGGGAGGCGAGAGCCCACUGAAGCCCCCAAGUGUGGAGGCCAGUCCGCCGCAGAAGAAGGAGCAGGAGCAGGAGCAGGAGCAGGAGCAGGAGCAGGAGCAGGAGCUGGAGGAGGAGACGGAGACGGAGACGGAGACGGAGAGUCAGGCUGAACCUGCUGAGCCACAAAAAGAGGAGGACACAGCCGAACACGAUUCCUCGUCUUCUGAAAAGACUAAAGCCCCACAGACUGUGAUAGUGUCAGAACCGGAGCCCGACCUCGCCUCACCGCCAUCUGACCCCGCCCCUCCUGAGGUUUCUGAGGUCAGUGAGGUUGCGGCAAUGAUGGACCAGGACACACCUACUGCUCCAUCACAAGGUAACAAAAACCUAAAAAAAGACAGCAGAAAACUAAACUAUAGUCACAUUAGCAGCUCU